This is a messenger RNA of Daktulosphaira vitifoliae (grape phylloxera), 532 nucleotides long. RefSeq names its product 39S ribosomal protein L52, mitochondrial (gene mRpL52). Lineage: Eukaryota; Metazoa; Arthropoda; Insecta; Hemiptera; Phylloxeridae. The coding region runs from base 75 to 470 and encodes 131 amino acids. Gene Ontology annotation, cellular component: mitochondrial large ribosomal subunit. Gene Ontology annotation, biological process: mitochondrial translation. The record is from RefSeq and is a predicted model, not a curated record. The transcript is spliced from 3 exons. Gene Ontology annotation, molecular function: structural constituent of ribosome.
ACAACUGUAAUAUUACGUAGAUAAUAUUCAGUUUGAUUUUUUCAUUAUAAGGUAAAUUUUAUUAUUUACCAAACAUGUUUUUAUUUAACAGUAUAAGUAAACUAAACACACAAAUCAAGAAUCUUUCUUCAAUAAGUUCACAUUUAUUUUUUUCAACAAACCAAACUCUGUGUUUAGAUUUAACAUGGCGUAGAUCGAAAAAACUUCCUCUGAAUCCUAUGGACAGAGGAACAUUAACAGAUGGUGUAGAUUAUAUAUUCCUUGAUGGCCGGCCAACACCUUUUGGUAUGAAGCGUAAAAGAAAACUGUUGCAACAAAGAGAAUAUGCUAAAAAAAUAGUGGAACUCAGUAAAAGUUUGGAUUUAGCUAAAGAACGAUAUGCAGAAAAAUUAUCCAAAGAAGAAAAAUUAAUUAAGAAUAUAUUGGAUAAAAAACUUUUACCAAAAGGAACUAAAUUUAUCAAAAAUUGAUCAAUUAAUUUAUUCAUAGAAUAUAAUGCAUUUUGCUAAUAAUAAAUAUUUAUUCUUUAAAA